Messenger RNA from Diplodia corticola, 3267 nucleotides. RefSeq names its product phosphatidylserine decarboxylase. The record is from RefSeq and is a predicted model, not a curated record. The transcript has 5 exons. Gene Ontology annotation, molecular function: calcium ion binding; phosphatidylserine decarboxylase activity. The coding region runs from base 1 to 3267 and encodes 1088 amino acids. Gene Ontology annotation, biological process: phospholipid biosynthetic process. Lineage: Eukaryota; Fungi; Ascomycota; Dothideomycetes; Botryosphaeriales; Botryosphaeriaceae.
AUGGUCCACCUUUCGUCGCGCCUGAGUCUGCCCGCGCGCCUCAAGAGCAACAGCAGCGUCAACACCCACAACACCUCGACCUCGCCUUCGGCCGCCAACAGCGAAUUCCCCAGCCGCAGCACCAGUCCCAAGCUCGGCAUGGCCGACAAGAACGGCAAUUUGGUGCUGCGCACUUCGGUCCUCAAGGGCCGUAAUCUCGCCGCGAAGGACAAGAGCGGUACCAGUGACCCGUACCUGGUGCUCACGCUGGGCGACGCGAAAGAGGCCACGCCGGCCAUCAGCAAGUCGCUGAACCCGGACUGGCACCAAACCUUCGACCUGCCCAUCGUGGGCUCGCAGAGCCUGCUGCUGGAGGGCGUGUGCUGGGACAAGGACCGCUUCAGCAAGGACUACAUGGGCGAGUUUGACGUCGCGCUCGAGGACAUCUUCACCAGCAACCGGACGAAGACCGACCAGAUCUGGUUCCCGCUCCAGUCGCGCAAGUCGGGCAAGAAGAAGACCGAGGUCUCGGGAGAGGUGCUUCUGCAGUUCGAAUUCGUUGACCCGACCAACGCCUCGGCUACCCCUGAGCAGCUCUACCAGAAGUUCCUCGCCAUCGCGGUCUCCACCCCCAGCGCAGACGAUGAGGAUGAGGAUUUGGAGCGUUUGGACAGCGGAGAUCUCGAUGAGACAGAGGAAGAGGAUUCCUCGGACGAGGCCGCCGAUGAUGCCGAUAAAGCAGAGAAGAAGAAGGAAAAGAAGCGCAAGCGGUUGCGCAUGAGGAAACUGCGGCGCAAGGCCAAGGAACGGGCAUACGAGUUCUACGGAAGCUCAGAUGUCGCUGGCGUCCUUUUCCUGGAGAUCACGAAGAUCACAGACCUGCCGCCAGAGAAGAACAUUACGAGGACUGGAUUCGACAUGGAUCCUUUUGUCGUCACCUCUCUGGGCAAAAAGACUUAUCGUACGCGCGCCAUUCGUCACAACCUUAACCCCGUCUUCGAGGAAAAGCUUGUUUUCCAAGUCAUGAAACACGAGACAAACUACUCGCUCAACUUCCAAGUCGUCGACAAGGACAAGCUUUCCAAUCAUGACUACGUCGGCUCGGCAAACUUUCCGCUCGAGAACACCGUUUCCGUGGCUCCUCAAGCCGAUCCCCUCACUGGUCUCUACAAGCUUCCCGAGCCGGAAGGCAAUGGCUCGCCAGUACAAACCGAACCUGAAAAGAAGAAACGCUUCAGGCUGCCCCUGUCACGAUCAACAUCAUCAACGAGUUUAUCCAAGUCGAAGGGGUUAAAGAAAGAGAGCUCGUCAACUUCAUUGGCCAGCAGCGUGCACAACGGAAGUAGCUUCUCCGACCCGUCUCCUCCAUCGAAUGGUGGCCUUGCUCCGACUAGCAUCCCGAGUAUGAACACCAAGGAUAUUCCCGCGAUCAACGUGGACACUGCCGCCACCAGUGACGAAUUCAAGUCAUUCACUAUUCCCCUCGAGUUGAGGAAGAGCGACCGUUGGGAGGGCAAGCACAAUCCAGUGCUUCAUAUCAGGGCAAAGUACAUGCCGUACAAGGCUCUUCGGCAACAGUUCUGGAGGGCCAUGCUCAAGCAGUACGACGCCGAUGACAGUUGUCUCAUUGACAAAAUCGAGAUCGUAACGAUGUUGGACACUUUGGGCUCCACCCUCCACGACACGACGAUCAAUGGCUUUUUCGAGAGAUUCGCUGAAGUAAAUGGCGAAUCUGUGUUGACUUUUGAUCAGGCCGUCAUUUGUUUGGAGGAUCAGAUCGAACAGUCACAAGCAACAAAUUCUUCGACUCUGUCAUUCAGGAGUAAGGGUCUGGGUGGUCGGACUUCAGGUCCCCCCACACCCGGACUGACAUCUGGCUCAGGCACGCCGCUCAAUAACCAGUCCCAGACCUCGGUCAUUCCUGCAAUCGAACAGGAUACACUGGGUCCGGAAGGCGAACAUGGCGAGUUCCUGGAGCAGGACGAUCUUGCAGACGACAAGGGCGAAGAGCACGUCGUGGAGAUCCGCGAGUGUCCUAUCUGCCACCAGCCUCGCCUGAACAGGAAGACCGACGCCGACAUCAUCACACACAUUGCUACUUGCGCAAGUCAGGAUUGGAGGCAGGUCAACAACAUUGUCAUGGCCGGCUUCGUCACUUCAAGUCAGGCACAGCGCAAGUGGUACUCCAAGGUCAUUACCAAGGUUGGCUACGGCGGCUACAAGCUCGGUGCCAACUCUGCGAACAUUUUGGUGCAAGACCGUAUCACGGGCCAGAUCAACGAGGAGCGCAUGAGCGUGUACGUCAGAUUGGGUAUCCGCUUGUUGUACAAGGGUCUCAAGCGUGGCGAGAUGGAGAGCAAGAAGGCUCGCAAGCUUCUCAAGUCGUUGAGCGUCAAGCAAGGCAAAAAGUACGACGACCCGGCCUCCGCGGCUGAAAUUCCGGGCUUCAUCAACUUCCACCAGCUCGACAUGGGUGAAGUUCUCCUGCCACUUGAGGAGUUCAAGACGUUCAACGAGUUCUUUUACCGUGCGCUGAAGCCGGGUGCACGUCCGUGCUCCGCACCCAAUGACCCACAGAUAAUUACAUCUCCUGCUGACUGCCGAUCCGUCGUGUUUAAUCAAAUCUCCCAAGCACAGAAGAUAUGGGUCAAGGGUCGGGAGUUCACCAUGGAACGCCUUAUUGGCAAGGCUUAUCCUGAGGAUGUGAAGCGGUUCGAGGGCGGUGCUCUGGGCAUUUUCCGUCUCGCCCCACAGGACUAUCAUCGCUUCCACAUCCCCGUCGAUGGCGUGAUGGGCGAGCCUAGAACGAUUGAGGGUGAAUACUACACCGUCAACCCGAUGGCCAUUCGUUCCGCCUUGGAUGUCUACGGCGAGAACGUCCGCAUCUGUGUGCCGAUCGACUCGCCCACGCAUGGGAGGGUCAUGGUAAUCUGCGUUGGUGCCAUGAUGGUUGGCAGCACUGUCAUCACCGCCAAGACUGGCGACAGGGUCUCGCGUGCGGAUGAGCUGGGCUACUUCAAAUUCGGCGGCAGUACGAUCCUGGUGCUGUUCGAGCCUGGGGUCAUGGAGUGGGAUGAUGACAUGGUCGACAACUCGAACCAAGCGCUAGAGACGUUGAUCCGUGUCGGCAUGUCCGUCGGCCACAGCAUCGGCCACGCGCCUCACACACCCGACAUGCGCAAGGACAAUCCCUCGAUGCAAGAGAGACAGGAUGCGAAGAGGCGCAUCGAAGGAAGCUUCGCGCCAUCCGGCGACGCCGGUCCCAUGCCUGCUGCGCAAAUCAGUUAG